GCCAGCAGCCAGCUAUGUACUAGUAUGAGUAUUAUGAGACCGUCUCGCAAAAACGUGUGUGAGAGAGCGAGCACCCACCCAGCAAGCGAGAGGGAGGAGGAGGAGGAGGAGGAGGAGGAGGAGGAGGGCGGGCAUAGGAAGUAGACAGUGUCACAGAGAUUCUGAAGGAAAAGACGACCGAGGAAGGAAGAAGCUUACAAAGAAAUAAAGAGGCUCCGACGACGAGGAGGAGGAGGAGGAAAGAGGUCGUCCUCUUCGGCAUUUUCGAGAGAGUCUGGUCUGGAGAAGCAAGCGACCUGAGAGUCUCUCCCAGAGAGAUCCGCUGAGCGUGAGAGGGGAGAGAGAGAUGACGAUGGCGGUCGCAAGAGCGGUGGUAGCCGGAUCCCGACCGGGGACGGCAACGCAUCUCUCGGCAUUGGAGAGGACGGCGGCGGAGAAAGACGCGCAGUCUGCACUCUCCAUCCCAAUCCCGACCGCAUCGCACAAGGCUUCUUCUUCUCUAGGGAGCUGGUCGACGAGGAUAGGCCGGAGUGGAUGUGUUGCGAUGCGGUCGGGAUUGGGAUGGCGGGCUGCGGAAUUCAACGGCGCAGAAUCGUUGGCGCCAAGAACGUCCGUACAAAUAGCACUGGGAGAGGGUACUAAGCUUAGCGAGAAGGAGGAGGGGAGGAGGAGGAGAAGAAUAAGGGGAGGACCAAUAAUCACAGCCCGCGCGGAAUCGCUAUGGCCACCCACCCGCGCAACCUCCAUGGCCGUCAGCAGCUUGUCUGAACAAGAAACAGCCGUUCAUGUCGUCGACGCGCCCUUAUCACCAUCGCCAUCAGAGCUGUCGUUGCCAAAAAGAGAGGGGUUGAUCACCAUCGGAUUGCCGAAGGGUAGUCUUCAGCAGGCAACAGCAGAUCUAUUCUUAAGGGCAGGAUACAAUAUCAAGAUCCAUGAGAGAAGCUAUCUGCCGGAUGUGGACGACAAGGAGAUCAAUGUGGUCCUAUUCAGGGGCCAAGAGAUAAGUCGGUAUGUGGAAGAUGGGGUACUUGAUGCGGGCAUCUGUGGGCAUGACUGGGUUGUGGAGAAUGGUUCAGAUGUGACGGAGGUCUGCGAGCUCAACUACUCCAAGGCAACAGCAAGCUAUCGGCCGCGGCGGUUCCCCGUUAACGCGCUGCGGCAUUCGGGCUUCGGCCUACCGGACCGCAUUGGCUAGAGGCCACAUCCAAAAUGAAAACAAAAAAGGUCG
Chara braunii is the source of this 1228-nucleotide messenger RNA. The record is from the annotation of a GenBank genome assembly. NCBI's taxonomy places the organism in Eukaryota, Viridiplantae, Streptophyta, Charophyceae, Charales, Characeae.